Molecule: messenger RNA, 534 nt
Organism: Parnassius apollo (apollo)
Lineage: Eukaryota; Metazoa; Arthropoda; Insecta; Lepidoptera; Papilionidae
Source: the annotation of a GenBank genome assembly
AUGCUUAAACUGGUGGUGUUGUCAUCCGUGCUAGCCCUAGCGGCUGCCAAUCCCAGCGCUAUCGCUCCGUGGGGUCUCGCUGGACUUGGAUUAGCCUCUCCUUGGAUUGGUGCAGUACAUGGGCCAAUUGCUGCUCCUUUGGCAAUCGCAGCCCCAGCGCUCCGUCCCUAUAACUACCGAGGACCCCUAUCGCUAGCGCCUGGACAGCCAGCUAGCAUCUUGGCUACAGAUGGCAGACCCUUGGACACCCUCAGCGUAAACCUGGAUCGUGCAGCUCAUUUGACAGCGAGAGCUUUAGAUCACGGUGGUGUUCACCUACUGAAGAAACGUUCAGCUCCUCUUGUAGCGGCAGCUCCCCUUGUAGCAGCAGCUCCCUUAGCAACAGCAUGGUCUCACUCUGCUCGUUUGGACAUACCAGCUGCUCGUUUGAUAGCGCCUGCACCUCUCGCUGUUCCCGCUGUCGGUUGGCGAGCACCUCUGGCCUCGCUAGGCUGGGGAGCGUGGGGACACGGAGCUCCAUUAGCUCACUGGUAA